This is a messenger RNA of Lepus europaeus (European hare), 3053 nucleotides long. RefSeq names its product TATA-box binding protein associated factor 5 like (gene TAF5L). The record is from RefSeq and is a predicted model, not a curated record. Gene Ontology annotation, molecular function: protein binding; transcription coactivator activity. The transcript is spliced from 5 exons. The coding region runs from base 147 to 1913 and encodes 588 amino acids. Gene Ontology annotation, cellular component: nuclear protein-containing complex; histone acetyltransferase complex. NCBI's taxonomy places the organism in Eukaryota, Metazoa, Chordata, Mammalia, Lagomorpha, Leporidae. Gene Ontology annotation, biological process: regulation of DNA-templated transcription.
CGGGGCGCGGGGCGCGAGGGCCCGGCUGAGCCGACAGCCGUCGGAGCGAGACCCUGCGGCAGAGACGACGGAGGCGGAAGCAACUCGAUCCCACAGGCGGCGGCGGCGGCGGCGGGGGGAGCCGGAGCCGCCUGGGAUGUUCAGUCAUGAAACGAGUGCGCACCGAACAGAUUCAGAUGGCAGUGUCCUGCUACCUCAAACGCCGGCAAUACGUGGACUCAGACGGUCCCCUGAAGCAAGGACUGCGGCUGUCCCAGACUGCCGAGGAGAUGGCGGCCAAUCUCACAGUUCAAUCCGAAUCUGGUUGUGCCAAUAUAGUGUCUGCAACCCCUUGCCAGGCAGAACCCCAGCAAUAUGAAGUACAGUUUGGGCGACUGAGGAAUUUUCUCACUGAUUCUGAUUCCCAGCAUAGCCAUGAAGUGAUGCCUCUCCUCUAUCCUCUCUUUGUCUACCUCCAUCUCAACCUGGUCCAGAACAGUCCGAAGAGCACAGUGGAAAGUUUUUACAGCCGCUUCCAUGGAAUGUUUCUGCAGAAUGCUAGCCAGAAGGAUGUCAUUGAGCAGCUACAGACCACUCAAACCAUCCAGGACAUCCAUUCUAACUUAAAGCUUCGAGCAUUCCUAGAUAACAAGUACGUGGUCCGUCUCCAAGAAGACAGCUACAACUACCUUAUCCGCUACCUCCAAAGUGACAACAAUACUGCCCUGUGCAAAGUCCUCACCUUACAUAUUCAUCUUGAUGUGCAGCCUGCCAAGAGAACAGACUACCAGCUCUACACCAGUGGUAGCUCUUCCCGCAGCGAGAGCAACGGCUUAGAGCCCCCUGACAUGCCCAGUCCUAUUCUGCAGAAUGAGGCCGCCCUGGAGGUCUUGCAGGAGAGCAUUAAGCGUGUCAAGGAUGGGCCUCCCUCCCUCACUACCAUCUGCUUCUAUGCCUUCUACAACACAGAGCAACUGUUGAACACUGCAGAAAUCUCCCCUGAUAGCAAACUGCUUGCUGCUGGGUUUGACAACUCCUGUAUAAAACUUUGGAGUUUACGAUCCAAGAAGUUAAAAUCAGAGCCCCAUCAAGUAGACGUGUCCCGCAUCCACUUGGCUUGUGAUAUCCUGGAGGAAGAGGAUGAGGAUGAUAAUGCAGGCACAGAGAUGAAGAUACUGCGGGGACACUGCGGACCAGUGUACAGCACGAGGUUCCUCGCAGACAGCUCAGGGUUGCUCUCUUGUUCUGAAGACAUGACCAUCAGAUACUGGGACCUGGGGAGUUUCACUAACACUGUGCUGUAUCAAGGACAUGCCUAUCCUGUGUGGGACCUGGACAUCAGCCCCUAUAGCCUGUACUUCGCCAGCGGGUCCCACGACCGCACCGCCAGGCUGUGGUCAUUUGAUCGGACGUACCCGCUGAGGAUAUAUGCAGGACACCUGGCCGAUGUGGACUGUGUCAAAUUCCACCCCAAUUCAAACUACUUAGCUACAGGCUCUACCGACAAGACUGUCCGACUGUGGAGCGCUCAGCAGGGGAACUCGGUGAGGCUCUUCACGGGCCACCGCGGCCCCGUGCUUUCUCUUGCCUUCUCUCCCAACGGUAAGUACUUGGCAUCUGCUGGCGAGGACCAGCGGUUGAAGCUGUGGGACUUGGCCUCUGGGACCCUUUUUAAGGAACUGAGAGGCCACACAGACAAUAUCACCAGCCUCACCUUCAGUCCGGACAGUGGCUUGAUCGCCUCUGCCUCCAUGGACAACUCUGUGCGCGUCUGGGACAUCAGGAACACUUACUGCAGCACGCCUGCCGACGGCUCCUCCAGCGAGCUCGUGGGCGUGUACACUGGGCAGAUGAGCAACGUCCUGAGCGUGCAGUUCAUGGCCUGUAACCUCCUCCUGGUGACUGGAAUCACACAAGAAAAUCAGGAACAUUAAUUUUUAAUUUCGUUGGAGUGGGCUGGGGCAGUGGUGGAAGGCCUCCAAUUGCAGUCCUGCGACAAGCUGAGAUUGAAUCACUGGGUGACUGUGAAAGAGCCCCCUCUCCCCUUUCCCCUUUCUUCUGGACACUCAUCCCAGGCAGGCCCCCUCCACUCAGGCCCCCAGUGUUGAAGGACUGCAGGGAGACAGAGAGCGGGGGGAAGGUGGUGAUGGCUGGACACGAGAGCAAGAAUGAGGUGCUGUGGGGGUCAUUCCCAAGCUUUCACAGAGAUCCCACUGGGACCUGGCACAUGCGCACCUGCCUGCCUUGCCUCAUUUUCCUCACCUGCCUGGGGCUGGGUUUGGUUGGAGGACAGUUGCAGAGCACUCAGGAGAAGCUGUGCGACGAGCAUCACGUGUGGCCCAUCCCCGGGUGGAAGGGAGGUCCUUACAGGUGGAGGGAUGCUGGGGCGGGAACCAGGAAAGGGGAGGGAAUGGUCCUGGCAAAAAGUCUUUUCCUUUUCCAUAAUUACAGAGAACCAGGAUUUUUUUUUUAUUAUUAUUAUAAUUAUAAUUAUUAUUAUUAUUGAGAAGAAGAAACCUAGCACUGGCAGAGGGAACCUUCUCUGCUUUUACCUUUCAGGUUUGACUCCUGGCACUGGCUGUGAUACUUAGAAUUUUGAGGUUCAGGGAAUUCAGAGAAUUUGGUAGCACAGUGUAUUGGGAGAAAGGGAAAUUUCGGGUUGACAUGUUCCUGAAAGCGGGUGGGUGGGUUUGACUGCGAACAUUUUGGGCUCUUGCAGUGAUGGUGGGAAAGAGGGAUUCUUUCCAUGGCUGCACUUCAAUUAAUAAUUUUCUCCCCUGAAAAGAAAGAUUAUGAUAAAGAAUAAUUUGGAAUGAUGCCGCAAAAUUAAAUUAGAAAAAUGGUGAAUUUCCGAGUAACCGUUUCUACAGGGGUGUAGCUCUUUCAACAUCUUUUUGUCCUGUGAUGAUCUGCUCCCACCUCCUGCACUGCAAUAUCAGUUUAAUGAACACUUUGUGAAUCGUAAGUACAUACGCACGCAUAUCAAACUAUGCUCUGAGGAUAAAGCAAGUUCUAAUUGUGGAAAAAGGAUUAAAUAUUUCUGUUUUCUGAAAAGAGUUAUUUUGUAUUUUGUU